Messenger RNA from Lacerta agilis (Sand lizard), 992 nucleotides. RefSeq names its product transmembrane protein 275 (gene TMEM275). Bases 62 to 610 code for a protein of 182 amino acids. Lineage: Eukaryota; Metazoa; Chordata; Lepidosauria; Squamata; Lacertidae. The transcript has a single exon. The record is from RefSeq and is a predicted model, not a curated record.
GACUAUCUUGCGGGAACCAUGUACGUUCAGUGAAAUCCAAGGUCCCACCUGAGACACUAACAUGUUCAGCGAAAAGAACAGCACUCCUUUGUCCCAGAAACCAAGCAAGAAGAAAACAAGGCCGCAGGGUCUCCCUUCCCCAGCUCUUUGCUGCGCCUGUGGACUGUGCAUCAUGCUCGCAGGCAUUAACAUCACCCUGGUGGGAGCAUUUGCUUUUGGGACAUUCUUGCCUGUCAACAACCCUCCCAUUGUCAUCGGCCCUAUCCUUUUGGUUGUGGCAUUCACUUUCUUUGGGGCAUGCUGCAUCUGCAGCCGGAGACCUCCUGCGCACGGUGCAAGGAAAUCUAAACCGGGGGCCAAUAUCGGGCUCAUCAAACCUGGGAGCACAGCUUUCGAAAUUGAAACCAGCGAGCACACAGUGCAAGACACCACAGCCGUGCAACUGAGCCCAACCAACUCCCCCGUGUCCUCCAAAAGGUCUACCCCUGUCCACGAGAAUUCUAAGACCUGCAAACUUUUUACAAUGGAUAGCAAUGGGCCGGCAGCCAAAUACAUAGCAGGUGGAGAAUCCAUACAAUUGAAUUUGCCCAGAGACAUGGGCAUGUCAUAAAGCCAAACUGGAGAAUAUUUAUGAGUAGCUGGGCAGCAGGCACUUCAGCAUGUGACCAGAUGGUUAGAUGAGCUUGCAGCACACCAAGCAUCUGGGAUCCAGUUUAGUGUUGGCCGACACGUGCAUCAGAAUAUGUUGAGAAAUUUAAAGGAAAGGCAUAAUAAAGUAGCAAUUACUUAGAAAUCAAUGCACAGCUGAAGUGGGAAGUGCCAGGCACUUGUGUGGAAGGACUGGAUUUUGAGCAAUGCAAUUAAAGUGAAAGAUAGCACAUACGAAUCAACAGGGCACAGCUACUGAAAACAGCACAGCCUCUGGAUCUCAUUCAUUAUUUUAAUGGGUUUAUAAAUAAUAAUAUGGUGGUCAGAGUCUGGUGAUACAAGAA